Molecule: messenger RNA, 4968 nt
Organism: Hyaena hyaena (striped hyena)
Lineage: Eukaryota; Metazoa; Chordata; Mammalia; Carnivora; Hyaenidae
Gene: CNST
Product: consortin, connexin sorting protein
Exons: 12
Coding region: 335-2464 (709 amino acids)
Biological process (GO): positive regulation of Golgi to plasma membrane protein transport
Cellular component (GO): plasma membrane; transport vesicle; trans-Golgi network
Molecular function (GO): connexin binding
Source: RefSeq, a predicted model, not a curated record
AUCCGGGUUGCGUCUGGACUGGUUACUCUAUGGUUGUCCCCGCGCUUCCUCUCUAGCCGCUCGCGCUCUAUGCUCCGCGGUCGCCGGCCGCCCGCCGCCCGCCGGCCCGCCGCGAAGGGUGCGCAGAGGGAGGCGGGGCGGGAAGGUAGGAGGUGUCUCCUCCACGGGAGCGGCGGGAGACCGGUGCAGACUCUGUGACAGCGCCUCGGCCGCCAUGUCAGCAAGCGGGGCUGGAGACAGACCCGGCGCGCGGCCGUAGCUCUCCGGUCGCCUCCGACUCCCAGACAUGGAAGGACUUUCAUGAAACAUAAAUGGUUCCACAAAAGAUGCUCUAAUGGAUGACAGCGAAACUCCUACAUAUGAUCUGCAGAUAGAACCACAAGAUGGGUGUCAUCCUGGUGACGGCGUGUCAAGUACAGUAACACGCUUGCCUUCGGCAUCUGAUGAAAAUGAGAAUCGGCUUGACGGGGACGGUCAGGAGGGUCUGAGCCCAGACACCCAUGUCAUGGGCAGACCUGAAGCCAGCGAGCAGGACAGUCUCAACAAUAACGAAAGCUGCACACCCAGCUGUGAGGUGGCUGUGUGUGAGAACUCGGUGGACACUCCCUAUGAAAGCCCCAAGGAUGGGCAGGCCUCCGUGGGAAGGGACAAAAAAAUACCCGGAAGAAGAAGCUCCAGAACCAAAAGGGGCACCACGAAGAAGAUAGCACAAGUGCUCUUUGAUUUAUGCUACUCUGUCCCAGCAAAGAAUGUUAUCUUAAGAGGACUGUCUUCAGGAGACACCACGCCUUUAACACAUGACAGCGCCCUGAGUGCCUCCGCACAUGCUGUCAGUGACGAAGAGUCUGUGGAAGUAAAUGCAAAUGAUCCAGCAGAAGCCCCAAAGCUCGUUCUUCAGUAUCUGUUCUCACUCAUCCAAGGUGAAGUGGAGCAGGUGGAUUCAAGAGCACUUCCCCUCUGCCUUCACCAGAUAGCAGAGUCGUAUUUCCAGGAGGAAGACUAUGAGAAAGCAAUGAAAUUCAUUCAGCUUGAGCGACUGUAUCAUGAGAAAUUGCUCGCAAAUCUCUCUGCCAUUCAAGAAGAAUGGGAAACAAAAUGGAAAACUGUACAGCCACCUACAGUUCCAUCUCUAAGGAAUUCAGAAAAAGGAUUUAAUGGUGAAGAUUUUGAACGGCUUACCAAAUUUUGCUCAACACAUCAAGAUCCUGUUUUAUCCAAACAUAAGAGAGCAGCCAUAGAAAAGCCUCUGGGAAGGAAAUGCUUUACUCCCUUAAUAGUUUCUGAAGAUCCAAAUGAAAGCGGAGCCACAGCCAAAGAGCCGGAGAGUGAAAGUUGUCCUGGCGGGGAGCCCGGGAGGGCGAGCCCGGAGAGCGGCGGCUGCGGUCAUCAGAUGGACAGGCAGGCCGAGCCCCCGAGCCUUCUGGUAGCUGCGGGCCAGGACCGCGCGGCGGAGCUGCGCGCCCAGCCUCCGGGGGCGGCGGGGAGCGCAUCCGAGGGCGCCCGCGAGGGUGGCAGCCGCCUGCAGCCGGCGCAGACGGACGCCGGCCGGGGUGCGGCCCGCCUCGCGGAGCCCGGAGCCACGCUUCCCGGCGAGUCGAUGCCGGAGCCCUCGACCUUCCCAGGCCCCGAGCUCACACCCCCCGCGCCCAGUUCCCAGGGAAGAUACUCACAGACUCAAAGGAAGGAGCUCCGUUUGCCACUUAAGGAUGCUUCCGAGGCGUGGCCCACGGACCGACUUGAAAGCAGUGGAUUACGUGAGCCGCAGCAACCUGAUCUCACCGGCAGCGAUGGAAAAUCACCCCGGGGGCCGCCGGGCUCCGAGAGGGUCCCCCGGGAGCGCACUGAAGUACCCGCCGGGCUGCUAGAGCCGUGCAUGGCCCCGGAGGGAGGGGGCGGCGAGGACGACCCGGUCAGUACGGAAACAGAAGACUAUUUGCACAGCUUUCUCCAAGGAUGCUUAAAAGAUUCUGAAGACUUCCUGUCAUGUGAAGACCAAGAGGAAGACUCGGACCUCCUUCCAGAUCUUUCUCCUGAAGAAGCCUCCUACAGUCUGCAGGAGAAUCUGCCUUCUGACGAGAGCUGUCUCUCUCUGGAUGAUCUCGCAAAAAGGAUCCAGAUUGCAGAGGUUGUUCCUGCCGAAGGACUGGUCUCUAUAUUAAAGAAGAGGAAUGACAGUGUAGGCCACCCCGCCCAGAUGCAGCAGAAACCAUCAAAACGAAGAGUGAGGUUCCAGGAAAUAGACGAUGGCUUAGAUCAAGACGAAGUCGGAGGCGGCUCCUGCAUUUUGCUGGUCUUGCUGUGCAUAGCAACGGUCUUCCUCAGUGUCGGAGGGACUGCCUUGUACUGCACUUUCGGUGACAUGGAGUCGCCCGUCUGUACGGACUUUGCGGACAACAUGGACUUCUAUUACACCAAGUUAGUGCAGGGAAUGGCAGAACUUAAACACUGGAUCUACCUCUCCUAGCAGCACUCAGAGGCAGUGAGGAUCAAAGAGCGAACCUUUCUAAGCAGCUUUUAUUUUAGGAGUUCUGUAACAGGCGCCCCCUUCCCCUGGAGAGGUACCCCGGACAUCGGCAACGGCAGCUAUAAGUGGCCACGCAGAGGACCAUCGUCCGCCUUGCGAGCAGAUGUUGGUCUAAGUGUUGUGGAUGGAAAGAAUGGCCUUUGGAGAGCGUGUCCCUUCCUCUGUGCCACUUCCUGGCCUGCUGAACUACCUGGAGCAGAAUUAAAGGAGCCGUAUUGGAGCCUCGCCAUUUUUAGCUGCCUUGUUCAAGCUCAUGGUUAUCACCAAGGACACUUUCGGUUCCCGUUCGUUGGUCCAAAAACAUUGCUUCCAGCCAUCACGCAAUAAGUUUGUGUAUAAUCAAGAGGAGUUACUUUACGGUUUCAUCGUCUUUUUUUAGUUAACCUUGGGCGCUGUGUAAUCUAGGCUUCGUGCGUUAAUGCCACAUUCCGUUGUCCAUCUGUGAAAUGAUUGUGUGUGUAUGUGUGUGCGUGCAUGCGUGUGUGUUUCAGACAGAUAUCACAAGCAAAUACCCAGCACAGAAUCACAGAGAUUAUCUUUACUUUAACCUGAUGGUAGGUGUGCAGGCACGGAUACAAGGCUUCACUGUGGAACAGAUGAAUUGUAGAAAUCUUGGCCUCGAAAUUAGAAACUGUGACAGAUCCGUGACAGUUAACUUGAUUAAGUGGCCAGAAAUUAAUCACAAUCCUGAAGGUAAAAAAUCAAAACUAAGGAGCUCCCGCUGAGUGGCAGGUGCCCAGCUCCAUCAUGGGUUCACUGGUCCCUGACGUAUGACGCAUGCUGGACUCCCGUCUUGGUGGGUGACACCUGCCAUUAUGUUCUGAGGAUCUAGGAACCAGAGUACAAAGAUAAAGAUGUUAAUUCCUGCUCUGGAUGCUUCAAUUCUGGUCAUAGGUAGAAUCAACUAACCCUUCGGCAAAUGAAAUUAAAUCAUGAUACGUAAUUCAGUAUUAACAAACCCUGCAUUCAGAUGUUUGAAUGUGCAUUCAUAUCAUGGACUUGAUUUAGACCCUGUUAACGGGGCCAGUAAGCAAAAAUUCAAUCAAUCCUAUCUUAAGUAGGGAAGCGUCUAAUUUUUGUUUCCAUCUGUUAGGUGGGCAUUUCCCUUUGUAAGGUACAGUGGUCUAACAUUUAGAAAGUCUUGCUUUGGCUUUUUAUAUCCCAGCAUUUGAACAGAAACAAAACACAUGAAUUACAGUUUUUUAGCAAGUGGUCAUUAUUUCUUGUUUUGUUUUUUUAUUGUCUGGAUCAUUUGAAAGAAAAAGGGAGAAAUUACUUUCUAGUUGUUACUGGCCGGUACAGUACCUCCCUUUGUAUUUCUGCUUAUUUAUUUAGAUGAUAUGAAUUUUAAAGGGCUUUUUCUAUGAGUUGGAAGUAUGUUGAGCAUGCAUUCGGUUUUCCCAAUGCUAGAUAUUUAAUUGCUAUGUACUCAGUGUUUUGAUUUUCUAUACUUUCAGUUUGGUGUAUUUUUAGGCCUGUUAAUUUUUAAAUUGAUGUCUUAUUUUCACUUAAUAAUACUGUUCGACUUGUCUCUGGCACAUCGCCAUGAACUGUAAUAUUUUCAAGGAUUAUAGAUCAAAGAUAUUUAUUUAGAAGUGUACAUGAUACUGAAAUUUAGAUUCGUUAUACCUAAGGCUGAUUUUAUUAGAAGAUUAUUUUAAUGUUCUAUUAUAAAUUUUAAGAAUUUGUAUUCAGAUUGUAUGUAAAACCUGUAACAUGUUGAUGGUACUAUUCACGUGGUUCUAUGAGAGACAUUCACAAAGUCUGCUGUGGGGGGGGGGUCCCCAUCAUUGACAAAGCUCUUCUGUUUAACCCUCAUGAUUUCUGCAUACAGGAAUUCAGUGAUGGUGAUUUCUGCCAGUUUUAUGUCAAGAUAAGUCAGAAUUUCCCUCCCGUUCACCUCGUUUAGGUCACUAUCAAAGUCCUCAAUAAUCCAUAGUGUCAUAUUCACCUAAAGGCCACCAGGGCCACUGCAUCCGACAUGGAAGGCCUCACACAGAGGUGAAAGGCACAGACAGUACCCAGUUCCAGAGAAAUCACAUGUGUCCUCACUGCUUCCCAGGGAGGGUAGGGGAGCACAGGAACAUACUGAUAUCUUGACUUAAAAUAAGCAUGAAAUCUCAACUAGAAAAAUUAGGGCAACUUAAAAAAAUGUAACAUUUAUUGCAUGAAUUGGAGUAAUUCCACCUGGUGACGAAAAACCUUGUUAUAUCACACGUAAAAAAAUUCAUUCCAGUUUACUAUAAUGUGAUUUUUUUUCUGUCAUUGGAAAGUACUGACAACCGUUUGUAACUAAUCUUCCUUAAAGACUGUAUUUGAGGGUAACAGAUCAAGCUUGUAAUUUAAAAUUACACCAAUGGAGUGUCUCAGAGAGUUUAUUUGAACCCUGGAGUGCUGAGAAAAACAGCUUUAAUGUGACAAUAAAACGCUUUGAGAAAUUGGUC